GGCUGCUCCAGGAAGCAUGGCGUCGCUGGUUAGUGUUCCUGGUGGUUUUUCCGGUGCAGCGGGAUGGGUUCUCGAUUCUAGAAUCAGGUACUUCGAGCAGGGGGUUCCACUUUUAUCCAGGAAGAGAUACUUUAGCCUCUGCCGACGAGGAAAGGGUGUUACUUAUGGAAGUAGCGUAGUGAUAGUGAGGGCGGACAAGCGAAGCAAUGCGCCAGAAGCCGAAGCGACGGACAAAUGGCUGAAGCUCCUCCCUGACAAGAAGUCGGCUUUGUAUUCUCACAGCCUUCCCUGCAUUGAGGCAUGGCUGAAGAGCUUGGGAUUCUUACAGUCGGCCGAGGAGAGAGCUUCGUGGGUGAUUGAGAGGUCGGAUUGGCACGCGCAAUUGUCUCUGGAGAUCACGGAGCUUCGUAUCAGAUACCUCAAGGGCGGCCCUGGUAACUUGGAGAGAGAUAUUGAGCGGAAAUUUAGCUAUGCACUUUGCAGGGAAGAUUUGGAGAAUGCAAUCUUGGGAGGACCAUAGGUGGUAGCUUUUUGCUCCUGAAAUAUUCUAAAUUCUAUAUGCCUCGAUGGAUGCUGCAACCAUCUUGCGUGGUUCAUUGGCAGAUUGGUUUUGCCAUGACUCAGAGAGCAUGCCCAACAAUAUACAUGUUUUUAGUUUCCCACAAA
This is a messenger RNA of Selaginella moellendorffii, 666 nucleotides long. RefSeq lists its product as uncharacterized. Lineage: Eukaryota; Viridiplantae; Streptophyta; Lycopodiopsida; Selaginellales; Selaginellaceae. The coding region runs from base 17 to 520 and encodes 167 amino acids. The record is from RefSeq and is a predicted model, not a curated record. The transcript has 2 exons.